Varanus komodoensis (Komodo dragon) is the source of this 1147-nucleotide messenger RNA. RefSeq names its product ATCAY kinesin light chain interacting caytaxin (gene ATCAY). Gene Ontology annotation, cellular component: cytoplasm. Gene Ontology annotation, biological process: apoptotic process. The transcript has 11 exons. The record is from RefSeq and is a predicted model, not a curated record. The coding region runs from base 1 to 1131 and encodes 376 amino acids. Lineage: Eukaryota; Metazoa; Chordata; Lepidosauria; Squamata; Varanidae.
AUGGGUACCACGGAAGCCACACUGAGGAUGGAGAAUGUGGAUGUGAAGGAAGAGUGGCAAGAUGAAGACUUCCCCAGGCCACUCCCAGAAGAGGCAGGAAUGGAGUCUUUGGGAAGCCCAACAGAGAACACGUUGUCUCCUCCAAAUACAUUAAAUUUUGGUAAUGGGGCCCAUCACAAGCGGAAGACCUUGGUUGCCCCAGAAAUCAACAUCUCCUUGGAUCAGAGUGAAGGGUCACUCCUGUCCGAUGACCUCCUGGACACACCUGAUGACCUGGACAUCAACGUGGAUGACAUUGAGACCCCGGACGAGACCGAUUCCCUCGAGUUCCUGGGCAACGGCAACGAGCUAGAGUGGGAGGAUGACACUCCUGUGGCCACAGCCAAGAACAUGCCAGGAGACAGCGCGGACUUGUUUGGGGAUGGCACUGGGGAAGACGGCAGCGCCACCAAUGGCCGCUUGUGGAGGACGGUCAUCAUCGGCGAGCAGGAGCACCGCAUCGACCUGCAGAUGAUCAAGCCGUACAUGAAAGUGGUGACGCACGGAGGUUAUUAUGGAGAAGGGCUGAAUGCCAUCAUUGUUUUUGCAGCUUGCUACCUGCCUGACAGUAACCUACCCGAGUACCAUUACAUCAUGGAAAACCUCUUCCUGUACGUGAUCAGUAGUUUGGAGCUCCUGGUGGCCGAAGACUACAUGAUCGUGUACCUGAACGGUGCCACGCCACGCCGAAGGAUGCCCGGAAUUGGCUGGCUGAAAAAAUGCUAUCAAAUGAUCGACAGGAGAUUGCGGAAAAACCUGAAGGCAUUGAUCAUUGUUCAUCCAUCAUGGUUCAUUCGGACGGUGCUCGCUAUAUCACGGCCAUUCAUCAGUGUUAAAUUCAUCAGCAAAAUCCAGUACAUCCACACCUUGGAGGAGCUGGCGCGGAGCAUCCCCAUGCAACAUGUCCAGAUCCCAGACUGCAUCCUGCAGUUUGAAGAGGAGCGGAACAGAGCAAGGAAAGAAAGGGCAGAAGAGAAACAGGACAUGGCUGAGAGAGAGAGGACAUUGAAGAUGAAGCAGAUGAAGAACCAGGCAGCACACCUGUUUUCAAGGCAAGGCAAUGGUGCCGGGAGACCAUCUUUCCUAGACUGAUGGGCAGCACCAGCAC